CUUAUUAUUCUUGCAAGAUUAAUAUAAUAACAUAUGUUAAGUAUAGAUUUUUUGUGACUUUUAUUUACUUACCUGUUUGUAUAAAAUUAUAAGGUUAUAAAAUUUAACCAAAUAACCGAUUUAAUUGUAAUAUUUAAAGUUUUGUACAGUAUAUGAGGGUCAAAAAAGUUUUAUUAUAUACACUUCCGGUUGUCGGUAUUUUACUGGCUGGAUCUUUGAUUAUAUUUAAUUUCGUUAGGAAAAGACCGGAAAAAGAAGAGGAACUCAAACCUCCUUCUGCAUUAGAAGAUGAACUUAAAAAACGUGAAGAAGAAAGCCGAAAACGCAUGGAAGAAAUGCAAAAGGAAAUUCUCGAAAAAAAGUUAAGAGAAGGUAAAAAAGCCUUGGAAGAACUUGAAAAACGUGAAAAAGAAGUGGUAGAUGAGUUUGCAAAACACCUCAAAAAACCUGAAGAAAGACUUCCUAAAAUUAUUCUUACAUUGGAUUCCGGUUUUCCAACAGUUGAUCCUAUUACAUAUACUUCAGGAGUUUAUAUGGUAGCAGUUAGUAAAACAACUUUUACCUCAGAUUCAGAUCUUGUUGAUUUUACUCACACACUGCUGGGCAUAAAGUUUCUAGUUACUGGUGUACAAUUUGGUGGGAAAACAUACACAAUUAAACCGAUUGAAGCUACUAUGGCCACUUCAAUUGCAUUUGCCGCUGAUCCUGGAUUCUGUUAUUUUCUAUUAAUACCAGGCCCUGACUCGAAACCAAUAUUCUUCAAAAACGACGGAGAUAAAUUUUUACGUUGCGUAGGGUAUCCAAAGGUUAAAGAAGAAAUGCUAGAAAUGGCUACAAAAUUCAAUAGACUACCAAAGGGCGUGGAAAUACCUGCACCUCCAGGAGUAAAACCAGAGGCUCCCACACCUACACCAACGACAAUAACUCCUUCUGUACCUCCUACUAUACCAACGCCAAUAACUCCUUCGGCACCUCCUACUACACCACCUACGGGACUAAAUUUUAACUUGACAGUUCAGAACAAAUUCAUGAUAGGUUCGCAAGAAGUUAAGUUAAAUAUAACUCACGAAUACGAGGGUGUAUACGAAGCUCAUAAAUAUUUCAUUGAAAGGGGCAGCUUUACCCCUACCUCAUUCUCAAUCGGUGAUCUUCCACAAACAGGUCUUCCAGUAAAUCAAACAGUGGAUACAAUUGUGGUAUAUUUCCAUCGAGUAACGAUGGGUGAACCCGUUGGUAUACCUCUAAUUGUGUUAAUCUUUUAUAAAAACCAAUCUAGAAAAUAUUUAAAUAAGGGAAAUGGAAACUGGGAAGAAUCUAAAGCUCUAUUAUUUCGUGAGGAACUUGAUUACUUAGAUUCCAUUUUUAAUGAUUUUGUGACAGUAAACCUUUCUAGACGUUCUGAUUAUUAUCGUAAUGGAACUGGCACAUCAGAAAUUGAGCAAACGUUAGAUAUGAAUGUUUACGUUGAACCUGAUACACCCUGUGCUGGAUGGACAACGUAUAUACAUAAAUUAGAAGAAGGAGGUGAAGGAGGAAUUGAAAAACCUUUUCAAAUUAGACAAUUAUGGUUUAGUAAACAGAAAUUUGAUAUAUUCCCAAUGGGAAAAGUUUCAAUCGUUAAUGUUUAUGGGAAAAACGAUGAACCGCUAUCUUACGCUCCCUCAAUUUUCAGUGUAAUACGCGAAGAUGGAAUUCAAAUAUUUUAUGUUCGUGCUUACUCACAGUACUUGCUUGAUUCAAGUGUUAAUCCCCAAAAUUUACCUCAAAAAUUAAACACCCUUUAGAUUUUUUUUAAAAAAAUCAUGUAAUAUAAUUGUUUUUG
Molecule: messenger RNA, 1822 nt
Organism: Theileria parva strain Muguga
Lineage: Eukaryota; Apicomplexa; Aconoidasida; Piroplasmida; Theileriidae
Product: Tp1
Exons: 1
Coding region: 153-1784 (543 amino acids)
Source: RefSeq, a predicted model, not a curated record